UUGCUCGUGAUAUUUUUUUUUGCCUACUUUAAUUUAUCUUUUUUCUUUUUGCCAAUCACAAUCUCAAAUCGUAUAUGAGUGCUGUGUAGUUUUGAUGAUCGUGAAUAAAUUGGAUUUACUUCUUUGGCGUGUUCUUGACUUAAUUACUGGAGAUAUUUUAUUGAUUUGAGAAUUAAUAGUUAAUGUUAGAUUUAGGUAACGUAUAUGAGAGGGUUUUGAGGUUUCAUACGUUAAUUUUUCUGCAAAAAAUCAGAGGAACAAGUCUAAUCAAAAUUUCAAAACUUUCAAGGACCGUAUAUUCUCUCUCAAGCAUCGCUUUGAUUCUAUUUUUGAAAUGCAAGAAUCUCUUUGAAGUGAUUUGGAAUCUGUCUCCCCAAAAAAUUAUUCUGGGAGUUUCAUAUUUCAGGCUGAUUCAUCUUAUUUAUAUAUAAACAAAUUAUAUAUAGCUAAGAUGGAUCAAAUGUCACCUGAUAACAUAAAUGGAGUCAUUUUAGCAGUGUCUUCAAGUAUUUUUAUUGGUUCUAGCUUCAUCAUCAAGAAAAAAGGUCUCAAGAAAGCCGGUGCUAGCGGUGUCCGAGCAGGUGAAGGAGGGUAUGGAUAUUUAAAGGAACCAUGGUGGUGGGCUGGAAUGAUAACAAUGAUUGUUGGGGAAGUAGCUAAUUUUGCGGCCUAUGCAUUUGCACCGGCUAUUCUUGUUACACCUUUGGGAGCUUUAAGUAUCAUAUUCAGCGCAGUGCUCGCGCAUUUUAUUUUGCAAGAGAAACUGCAUAUGUUUGGGAUACUCGGUUGCAUUCUUUGUGUUGUUGGGUCUACAACUAUAGUCUUACACGCCCCGCAUGAACAGAAAAUUGAAUCAGUCAAGCAAAUAUGGCAGCUUGCUAUCGAACCAGGUUUCCUUGUGUAUUCUGCUGUGAUUGUGGUUGUGGUGGCUAUACUGAUCUUCUACUAUGAACCGCGCUACGGGAAGACCCAUAUGAUAGUAUAUGUCGGAAUCUGUUCCUUAAUGGGUUCUCUUACUGUUAUGAGUGUCAAAGCUGUGGCGAUUGCGAUUAAACUGACAUUUUCGGGGACGAAUCAGUUCAAAUACUUCAACACUUGGAUUUUCAUUUUAGUAGUUGCAACUUGUUGCCUUUUGCAAAUCAACUACUUGAACAAGGCGUUGGAUACAUUCAAUACAGCUGUUAUUUCUCCGGUUUACUACGUUAUGUUCACAACUUUCACAAUCAUAGCUAGUAUGAUCAUGUUCAAGGAUUGGGCUUCUCAGAGUGGAUUGAAGAUUGCAACACAGUUGUGUGGGUUUGUGACGAUUUUGUCAGGAACAUUUCUGCUUCACAAGACCAAAGAUAUGGGAAACAGCGUAGGUGGAAGUGGUCGUGGUUCUGUCUCAAUGCCUACUAGAGACACUCCUGUCUUCACUAAUUCAGGAUCUGGUCGGAGCUCCAGCUCUGAUAAAGUAGCUUCCUGAUCUAACGGCCCAAAUUACUUCCUCUUAGGAACUUUUUUUUGGUUUGUUUCCCACAUGAGAAUGUAAUUUUACGAUUAAAGAGAAUUAAGAAAACAAGAUUUUUUUUCCUAAGUAGAUGUAUAAUAUUGAUGUGCAUAUAA
Arabidopsis lyrata subsp. lyrata is the source of this 1605-nucleotide messenger RNA. RefSeq names its product probable magnesium transporter NIPA1. The record is from RefSeq and is a predicted model, not a curated record. Gene Ontology annotation, molecular function: magnesium ion transmembrane transporter activity. NCBI's taxonomy places the organism in Eukaryota, Viridiplantae, Streptophyta, Magnoliopsida, Brassicales, Brassicaceae. Gene Ontology annotation, biological process: magnesium ion transport. The transcript has 8 exons. The coding region runs from base 452 to 1465 and encodes 337 amino acids. Gene Ontology annotation, cellular component: membrane.